AUGACCCUAAAACAACAAUUAGAACUAUUAAAUAAAGAAUUUACUACUUUAAAAACUAAACUUACUGCUAAACUCCAAACCCAGCAGCAAACCAUUACCGAUACUAACCAAAAAUUGAAUGAAAGCAACCGCAAAUUAGAAACUUCCUUAAAAGAAAAUACUGAAAAUGAAAAGGUUUUAGAGAAGUUGAUUAAGGAAUUUAAGGAUAUGGUAAUUAGACAAUUAUCUAAUUGCAUCCGUAAUCCCGCAGAUAUAGAGAAUUUAUAUGUUAUAAAAUGGCAGAUAGGUGAUGGACCCACUACUGAGGAGAAAGCCAAAGAAAGCGGCAAUUCUAAAUUUGCUGGUGAUGCCGGAUAUUGGCAAGAUGAAGACGCCGAGGUGUUGGCUAAUUUCUUUAACAGUAUUGCUAACAUUACUGAUGAUAUUAAUAACAUUAAACUAUCGGCUAACGAACAAAUAUUUAACAAUAACAAGCAACAAUUAAUUGCUAAAAUCCAAGGUCUUAUUGGCAAAUAUAAUUUUUCGGUUAAACUUCAAAGGAACUUAACCGCUAUUGAAAAACUGGAACCUAAACACCAAAAAGAACUUUUAGAUUUAGAAAAAGAGGCUCGGGAAGCCGAAAGUGCUUAUAAAGAAAACUUACAAAAGGCCGAUAAUGAGACUGACCCUGAUAAGAAAGCAGAAUUUAUUGUUUUAGCCAAUAAAGCCGCCAAGAAGGCCGAAGAAAUUAAGCGAAAAGUUAAAAAUAAUCCUAUCGCUCAAUUGGCUAAUUUUAAUUAUUUAGAUGAUUUAAGAGCAUUAACACAAGGUAAUGUCCCACCUAAUGUUUGUCCCGACGGACAACCAGGCGGAA
This is a messenger RNA of Scutellospora calospora, 853 nucleotides long. The record is from the annotation of a GenBank genome assembly. Lineage: Eukaryota; Fungi; Glomeromycota; Glomeromycetes; Diversisporales; Gigasporaceae.